Messenger RNA from Nannospalax galili (Upper Galilee mountains blind mole rat), 2588 nucleotides. It is a transcript of the gene Lrrc45, whose product is annotated as leucine rich repeat containing 45. Gene Ontology annotation, cellular component: centrosome. Lineage: Eukaryota; Metazoa; Chordata; Mammalia; Rodentia; Spalacidae. The transcript has 18 exons. Gene Ontology annotation, molecular function: protein binding. The coding region runs from base 276 to 2288 and encodes 670 amino acids. The record is from RefSeq and is a predicted model, not a curated record.
CUCCCUUCCCGGCGCGCACCGCUCUUCCUGGAUACUACUAGGGCGCGCGGGAUCGCGUCCAGCGCCCAUCGCCAGCCGCCCGGGGCCACGUCGCAAGGGCGGGCUGGGGGCACAAGGCCGGCCGGGGGUACGUGCAAUGCGCCUGCCUGCUCCGGCUCUCCUGAUCACUGGGACGCCUUCCUCGAGCGGUCCCGACCACCCUCCCAUUCCGCCCUCCUAGGUCUAUCCCUUAGGACCAGGGGCAUGCUGGCGAGGCCCUGUCAGCACUCGGGGACAUGGAGGAGUUCCGGCGCUCCUACAGCCGUCUGUGCAAAGAGAGUGGGGCUGAGCCGCAGGAAGCUGUCCUGCAACAACUGCACCAGCUUCCACGAGGCCGACUGGACCUGGCCACGCAGAGCCUGACGGUGGACACCUGCAGGGCCCUGGGCAAGCUGCUGCAGAACCAGACUGUGUUGACGGAACUCAUCCUCAGCGACUGCAUGCUGAGUGAGGAAGGAGCCACACUGCUGUUUCAAGGGCUGUGUGCCAACACCAUUGUGCAGUUUCUGGAUGUAAAGGGUAACAACCUUCGAGCUGCAGGGGCUGAGGCUCUGGGAAAACUCCUUCGACAGAACCGGUCCAUUCAGAGCCUCACCCUAGAGUGGAACAACAUUGGCGCAUGGGAAGAUGCCUUUGCCACCUUUUGUGGGGCCCUGGCAGCCAACAGCACUCUGCAGCAGCUGGAUCUCCGCAACAACCAGAUCAGUCACAAGGGAGCAGAGGAGCUGGCCUUAGCCCUCAAGGGCAACACUAGCCUCCAGCAGCUGGACCUGCGCUGGAAUAACAUUGGCCUCCUGGGGGGCCGGGCCCUGGUGAACUGUCUCCCCAGCAACAGAACCCUGUGGAGGCUGGACCUGGCUGGGAACAACAUCCCUGGCGACAUCCUGAGAGCUGUGGAGCAAGCCAUGGACCACAACCAGGACCGGCACACUGCCUUCCAGGAGAACCAGGCCCGCACCAGCAUCCUUAGCAAGGAGGUCCAGCACCUCCAGGAAGAGAAAUCCAAGCAGUUUCUGGAUUUGAUGGAGACGAUUAAUAAGCAACGAGAAGAGAUGGCCAGGAACAGCCGGGCAUCAGCUGCACGAGUGGGGCAGCUUCAAGAAGCCCUGAACGAGAGGCAUUCCAUCAUCAAUGCCCUCAAAGCCAAACUGCAGAUGACGGAAGCUGCUCUGGCUCUGUCAGAGCAGAAGGCCCAGGACCUGGGAGAGCUUUUGGCCACCGUGGAACAGGAACGGCAGAGCGUGUCACAGAGACAGGAGAAGGAACGCAAGCUGGAACAGCAGGAAGCUUCAGAUCGGGAGUCUAAGCUCCUCAGGGACCUGUCUGCUGCCAGUGAAAAGAACCUGAUGCUUAGAAGCCAGGUGGAUGAGUUGGAGCGGAAGGUGAAGUCACAGCAGGAGCAUCUGUUUCUGACCAGACAGGAACUGACCAACACAUCAGCCGAACUGAAGAUCCGUGCCAUUCAGGCCGAGGAGCGCCUGGAUGUGGAGAAGAGGAGAGCCAAACAGAGCAUGGAAGAUUUGGAGAAGCUGUGCUCUAAGGAGGUGGAUCACAUGACCCGCCACCUCGAGGAGAGUGAGAGGGCCAUGCAGGAGAGGGUACAGAGGCUAGAGGCUGUGCGCCUGUCCCUGGAAGAGGAGCUGAGCCGCGUGAAGGCAGCUGCGCUCAGUGAGCGUGGACAGGCUGAGGAGGAGCUCAUCAAAGCCAGGAACCAGGCCCGCCUGGAGGAGCAACAUCGCCUGGCUCACCUGGAGGAGAAAAUGCGGCUGCUGGCCCAGGCACGAGAUGAGGCUCAGAGUACUUGUCUGCAGCAGAAACAGUUGGUAGCCGAGGCCCAGGCACGGACCAGCCAGUUGAACCUGCAGCUGGAGGGGCAGCGACGGCGCCAGGAGGAGCUGCAGCAGGAGCUGAGCAACAAGGACCAAGAAAAAGUAGCUGAGGUGACCAGGGUGAGGGUGGAGAUGCAGGAGCAGAUGGGCCGCCUGCAGGCUGACUUGGUGUCCCAGGAGGCGCUGAAAGAGAAGGUGGCUGCCCUGGAGCGGCAGUUGAAAGUGAUCGCGAGUGAACACCGGGAGGCGCUGCUGGACAGAGAGAGUGAGAAUUCUUCUCUCCGAGAGAAGCUGCGGCUCCGGGAGGCCGAGAUCAUCCGCAUCCGGGAAGAGGAGGCCCAGAGGGCGAGCUUCCUGCAGAACGCCGUGCUGGCUUAUGUGCAGGGGUCUCCUCUGAGAGCCCUGAGUCCCCCAAAAUGAGGGGAGGCAGGGAGGCCUGGAGCACCCUGCGAGCGCAGAAAUAUCCUCAAGGGCAGGUCUGGGGGGGUCCAAAGCCUCAGCCGAAGCGGCGGGGUGUUCUGAACAUCCCUGCCCAACCGGCGCACCUGCCCAGCCAAUGUGGUUCGCCGCAGCUCAGGGCGAAGCGCGCGGGAUCGAGCUCCUGGGACUCCAUGGAGAACCACUGAGAGGACAGCUUGGUGGGAGGGAGGUGGGAUCGGGAGCGCAGCCGACGCGCCCCCAACGGCAGGGCUGGAAAUACAGAACUUUCGUACUCGGUGA